AUGCUCGAUCAGGCGCUCAAGACCAUCGGCCUCGUCUGGGUUCUCUACUCGGCCUACCGCCUCUACGAUGCCCUCGCGCUGCGGAUCCUCCCCGCGGUGCCGCUGACGCGGUACCAGAAGAACGGCCCCUUCGAGUCCUGGGCCCUCGUCACCGGCGGCUCGGCGGGCGUCGGCCUGGGCUGCGCGCAGGAGCUCGCCCUGCGCGGCUUCAACGUCGUCCUGUGCGGCCACGACGUGGACGAGCUCGAGGACGCGCGCGCCCUCGUCGAGUCCGAGUGCCGCCUGCGCCGCCUCAAGGGCGACGUCGCCGUGCGCCUCGUCGUCCUCGACCCCGUCGCCAGCUCGGCGCGGCAGCUGCAGGCCGCCGUCGACGGCCUCGCGGACCUCGACGUCACGGUGCUGGUCAACAACGCGGGCGGCGUGCCGGCGCAGCAGCAGCAGCAGGGGUGGCCGCUGCUGCGGGAGAUGAGCGUCGACGAGGUCGACGCGACCAUCGACCUGAACGCGCGGUUCAUGGCGCGCCUGACGCGGCUGAUGGCGCCGGCCCUCGCGCGGAACGGGCCCUCGCUCGUGCUCAACGUCGGCUCCUCCUCGACGACGACGGCGGCGGCGGCGGGGAGCGAGCCGGGCUCGGCCGUCUGCUCGGCCACCAAGGCCUUCGUCGCGUCCUUCAGCCGGGCGCUCGCGCGGGAGAUGAAGGCCGACGGCGCGGCC
Colletotrichum navitas is the source of this 714-nucleotide messenger RNA. Its product is annotated as short chain dehydrogenase. Gene Ontology annotation, cellular component: endoplasmic reticulum. The annotation marks the transcript as partial. The transcript has a single exon. Lineage: Eukaryota; Fungi; Ascomycota; Sordariomycetes; Glomerellales; Glomerellaceae. Gene Ontology annotation, molecular function: oxidoreductase activity. The record is from RefSeq and is a predicted model, not a curated record.